This is a messenger RNA of Sphenostylis stenocarpa, 747 nucleotides long. Lineage: Eukaryota; Viridiplantae; Streptophyta; Magnoliopsida; Fabales; Fabaceae. The record is from the annotation of a GenBank genome assembly.
AUGAUUCUGGCAAAGCAGUACCGAUGCAUACAUUCAGCUAGCUGUCAAUGCACUAAAGGGCAUUUAAGUGAAGAUGUGAUAUUCUUAGUAUUUUAUAAUUUGAAUUGGAAUCCAAAGCUAAUUGCUACUUUAUCAUGUGCAUGCAAAUGGUUUGAUGAUUUUGCCAAGCGAGUUCUGUGGAAAGAGUUUUGUCGAACAAGAGCUCCAAAAAUGAUGCUUGAUCUGCAGUCUAGUGGGAGUCACAGUGUUGAUGGGAACUGGAGAGCCCUAGGGAAGCUGCUUAUCUACUGUGCAGGAAGCAAGAAAGGUGGUUUGUUCACCAAUAUUCACAUCCCUGGUCAUUUUGUUUAUCAGACACGAUUUUCUAGAACAUCUGGGAGGAGCUUUCUCUUACCCCAAUGUAGAACUGAUGUAUUGUAUGUAUCUGAUCCUUGCGAGCAUCUGGACCAAGGUGAAGAGGGAGACAUAGGAUUCUUCCGAGGAGUUUUUAAGUCAUUUUCAUCUUCAAAGGUGAAGAAGAUGCUUAUUAAGAAAAGUGCCAAGUUCCAUCCAACAGAAGUCUGUCCUUAUUGUAAAGCAAAGUUGUGGAACAUGCUGCAGGCCAAAAUGAUCCCUCAAAGUGCUAGUUGCAGGCUGGGUUCCUAUGAAGAUUGUGUUGAGUAUUAUGUAUGCCUAAACGGGCACAUGCUUGGCUUCUGCACCCUGUUACCAUUAUCUGAUUCUGAAGAAGCAUCUGAGUUGGAGUAA